AUGGACACAACAACCUAUAAAAAGAUCCCUUUCAUAUACGUUGGCCCGGGUGAAGUUAUGUCCGCAGGCAUAGUUCUUCCACUUGUAUGCGCUACAAUGGUUGGACUUCGAUUCUAUACCCGGAAGAGUCAAAAGGUGGCCCUGGGUUUAGAUGACUGGCUUACCAUUCCAUCGCUUGUAUGUUUUGUUGGGGCAUAGUAUAUCCGAACUCCUAUUAACAAAAAUAGAUUAUGAUAUUUGCGUUGGGAAUUUGUUUUAUCGUUGGUAUAUAUGGUUCUUCUCUCGCGAAAACACAACCGCUCACAGAAGAAUAGGGGUUGCCAAAGAUGUUUAUGGCUAUCGAACAGUCCUUCCUUCGGACAUUACGCCAGAGAACCAAACUACAAAAGUCAUACCAUCAUACACAAUUGAAGCCAAGGUACGUUACACUACAUCUUCUGAAAUUUGUCUAGGGGCUCUCCGUCUUGUAUACUAAUGAAAUAACCAGAUCGAAUUCUGGUUCCAGCUAUUUCUCAUCCUCGCCUAUGGAUUUAUCAAACUUAGCAUUUUGUGCUUCAUCCGAAGAAUCUUCAACAUCACCAAAGGCACUAUCUUCAACGUUGUAUCCACAGCGAUGCUUGCGAUGACAGUCAUGUGGACAAUAGGUUUCUUCUUGUUGUUUUUAUUUGGCUGCAAAUCGAAGGUUUGGGCUCAUUGGGCUCCUCUGGCACAAUUCACCGAGUACUGCGGAAACGGGUUGGCCGCCGAGAUGGCUCUUAUAAUAAGUGACUUUAUUACGGAUGUGAUGAUCUUUCUUUUGCCUCUUCCUAUGGUUAGUAACCAUCCAAAGGCAAAGUGCAAUUGUGACAUACUGACUGCUUCGCAGAUCUGGAGCCUGCACACGGCCACUUCUCGGAAACUUGAAGUGUCGGCAGUAUUUUGUGUUGGAGCUGUGUAUGAGACUCCCCUAAGAAUGUCAGAUAAAUAUCAUUGCUGACCCCAAUAGCGCAAUUGCCUGUUCAAUAGUAAGAAUGGUUCUUUACAUCGACAUCUCAUACUUAGGGUACUCCGGCGGCUACGACUUGAACCGUAAGUAAACAAUCUAACACAGUCAACAACAAGAACUCGACUAAACAUCCCUCUCCACAGAAACCGUUACAACCAUGUUAUGGUACAGUAUGCUCGAAGCCUCACUCGGUCUGAUUACCGCUUGCAUGCCUUGCCUUCGAACCCUGUUCCGCAAGGGAUUCCUUAGCUCGAUGGUCACCAGUCUUCGCAGUCUCGUCUCGCAACGAUCUUCGACAGACCCUUCUGGCACAGAUUGGUCGGCCCCGCGCCCGGAUCCAUAUUCGACUAUAGAAGGGAAUGUCUCGAGCGGCUCUGGGGCCCCGAUCCAUGGCGUGAAUGGAGAUUUGGCGAAGUCAUUGGGAGAUACGGAUAGUGCUACCUCUCCCACGACACUUGGCCAUAUCCAUAAUGGCUUCCAUCAAGAUGUUUCUAGGGUUUAG
Messenger RNA from Hymenoscyphus albidus, 1487 nucleotides. The record is from the annotation of a GenBank genome assembly. Lineage: Eukaryota; Fungi; Ascomycota; Leotiomycetes; Helotiales; Helotiaceae.